GUUCACCACGUGUAGCUGCAACACAGUAGACACGCCUCCUUUUCUCAACUUGCUCUCUGGACUACGGCUCUCCUUUACAAAGUUGAAUCUUGCAAUGGCUCUUCAGAUAAACAAAGUGUUGAUCAGCGAUGCUGUGGAUGCAUCGUGUCGGGAGAUAUUGGAGGGCGCGGGAGUGGCUGUAGACUACAAGCCUGGCCUCAGCAAGGAAGACCUACUGCAGUGCAUCAAGGAGUAUGAUGGUCUGAUAGUCCGCUCAGCCACAAAGGUCACCGCAGAGGUCAUUGCGGCUGGAUCACGCCUUAAGAUGAUUGGACGAGCUGGUACGGGAGUGGACAACAUUGACCUCGAGGCAGCCACAAAACAUGGAAUCAUUGUCAUGAACACUCCAGGGGGCAACACGAUCAGUGCAGCUGAGUACACAUGUACCCUCAUGUGUUCCCUUGCCAGGAAUGUGCCUCAAGGCUAUGCCACCAUGAAGGCUGGACGAUGGGACCGCAAGAAGUUCAUGGGAGUGGAGCUGUGUGGCAAGACUCUGGCUAUAGUGGGGUUAGGGAGGAUUGGCCGGGAAGUGGCCGGGAGAAUGCAGGCAUUUGGAAUGAGGACGAUUGGGUACGAUCCUAUAGUGUCUGCUGAAGAGGCUGCACAGUUUAAAGUUGAAUAUCUGGAGCUUAAGGACAUUUGGCCUAUAGCUGACUUUGUGACUGUCCAUACUCCACUCAUCCCAGCCACUAGAGGUUUGAUGAACGACAAAGUGUUCUCUGAGUGUAAGAAAGGCAUCCGUGUCAUCAACGUAGCCAGGGGGGGUAUUAUCGACGAGGGGGCGCUGCUACGAGCCCUGGAGAGUGGGCAAUGUGGGGGGGCAGGAUUGGAUGUGUUCACAGAGGAGCCCCCUAAAGAGUGGGCGUUGGUUGAUCAUCCCAACGUUGUGGCCACUCCUCAUCUUGGAGCUAGCACUGUCGAGGCUCAACUCAAAGUGGCCCAGGAAAUUGCACAAUCGUUUGUGGAUGCUCGCGCUGGAAAACCUCUGUUUGGAAUAGUCAAUGUUCCAGAGUUAUCCAAUGCCUUGAACCCAGACUCCUCCCCCUGGGUAGCCCUCACCUCGCGUCUGGCCCAACUCCUCCAAGCCAUAUCUACUAAUAAUAUCAAGAGCAUCAAACUUUGUCUGACAGGUCCCAACAUGAAAGGAAGGAGUCGAUUCUUGACCUCUGCUGCCCUAGUUGGUUGCCUUGACAAUGCUAAUCUGGUAAACGCUCGUAGCUUGGGCCGUGCUGCUGGUGUGGAGGUGACCGUGUGCCUGUGUGAGGGGGCGGAGGGGGUGUCCUUAUCCUGUGUGGGUGGUGUGAGUGUAUGUGGGACCGUGUUGGGGGGUGCUCCUGUUCUAACAGGACUCAAUGAUGUCACCUUCAACCUCGUCUCACUAUCGGGGACGCUGGUGAUUACCAAGGCAACGACCCUGGUUGACCUCAUUCCGAAACUGUCCCAAAUCAACUCAGUAACACAAAGUGGUGAUGUCAUUGUGGCUAAUGUUUCGGCUGCCCCCAAGACCACACCCCCUGGUUGCCUAGCAACAGUGACUCUGAAUUGCUAGAACUCUGAAUUUAGUUUGUCUUACAACAAUUUGCUGAUUUGUGAUAAUUUAUUAUUAUGCAAUAAUGAUGA
This is a messenger RNA of Halichondria panicea, 1659 nucleotides long. RefSeq names its product D-3-phosphoglycerate dehydrogenase-like. NCBI's taxonomy places the organism in Eukaryota, Metazoa, Porifera, Demospongiae, Suberitida, Halichondriidae. Gene Ontology annotation, biological process: L-serine biosynthetic process. The coding region runs from base 95 to 1588 and encodes 497 amino acids. The transcript has 8 exons. Gene Ontology annotation, molecular function: NAD binding; phosphoglycerate dehydrogenase activity. The record is from RefSeq and is a predicted model, not a curated record.